AUGUCAGUGCUAAUUGAUUAUGAACGUAGCCCAGAUCAACCCACGCUGGACGUGGAAAGUAAUAUAUCUUUGGAAACAGAACCCGAAGAACCGGAAAAAAAGGCAUCGAGGAAGAAGAUGACACUCGUGACUAGGCAGCAAAAGCCACCAGAAGUUGUAGAGAAAAAAGAAGCGAAAGAAUCGGACGAAACUCAGUUGAAACUGUUGAGGGCAUCAGAACAAACUCAGCUAACACGGCAAGCAACAGUGAAGCCAGCAAAGGAAUCGGAGAAAACUCAACUUACACGGCAAGUAGCCGUGAAGCCAACAAAAGAAUCCGAUAAAACUCAGCUAACACGGCAAGCAGCGGUGAAACCAACGAAAUCAAAACCGAAAAGAAGCGAAGAUCAAAAAGAAGUGGAACGAACUCAGCAAAUAUCAGCGAAAUCAUUAAAAUCUCAACCAGAGCCCCUUGCCACAUCGACACCUAUUCGCCCGCCAAGGAAAGAUAAGACCGUGCAGACGCAGUCAGAUGAAGAGGAUGCUGAGCAAGAGCCAAAAGAACCAGCGCCAGAGUCGAUGCAGAAGCAAAAGCAUAAGAAGCAUAAGAAGGAAUCGAGCCUCAUAGCACAAGUGACGCAGAUCGAACACUCCACUUCUGGUACUGGAUCCAGUACGGGUAGCAAGAGUAAGAAAAUUUAG
Gongylonema pulchrum is the source of this 681-nucleotide messenger RNA. Lineage: Eukaryota; Metazoa; Nematoda; Chromadorea; Rhabditida; Gongylonematidae. The record is from the annotation of a GenBank genome assembly.